Molecule: messenger RNA, 1678 nt
Organism: Prosopis cineraria
Lineage: Eukaryota; Viridiplantae; Streptophyta; Magnoliopsida; Fabales; Fabaceae
Exons: 6
Coding region: 151-1479 (442 amino acids)
Source: RefSeq, a predicted model, not a curated record
CAAGCGAUUUCACACGUGCUCCCUUCCCUUUCCACGCCGGAAACGCCUCCCUCUGUAGUCGUCUUCUCCAACCCCACCCCUCCCUACUCAAUCUGCCAGACUAAUCUGAACCCUAGAAAUUUCCCCCUUCCUACCCCACUUCCCCAGCUUAUGUAUGUGUUCAAUCCGACUUUAAGUUUUUAUUUUCGUUCGGAUCACAAAAUCUUAACUUACAUGAUUUUUAAUUUUAUUUUCCAUUUCCUCUUUUCCUGCCGUGUGUGUGACCUAGUUCACUGGAAAUUGAAAACUAGUGUUGGUUUGCUCUGCUAUAUAUAUAUAUAUAUUUUGUCAAGAGGUAUGGGGGCGGUGACGUCGUCGAUGGCGGCGAAGUUCGCAUUCUUCCCGCCGAAUCCGCCGUCGUAUUCUCUCGGAGUUGAUGAGGUGACCGGGAAUCAGACGAUGACUGGGGUGGCCUUGAGGGAGAACGUAGACGUGUUGAAGCUUUGCACUAAGAGGGGGAACAACAUCGUGGCGAUGUACAUCAAGAACCCAUCGGCGUCGCUCACGAUGCUUUACUCGCACGGAAACGCAGCUGAUCUGGGUCAGAUGUACGAGUUGUUCAGUGAACUCAGUGUCCACCUACGAGUCAACCUGAUGGGCUAUGACUAUUCUGGGUAUGGACAGUCCUCAGGGAAGCCAAGUGAGCAGAACACUUAUGCAGAUAUAGAAGCUGCUUAUAAAUGCCUGUUGGAUAAGUAUGGAGCAAAAGAAGAAGAUAUUAUCCUGUAUGGGCAAUCUGUUGGCAGUGGACCUACUACAGAUUUGGCUACCGGUUUACCAAACCUUAGGGCUGUAAUUCUCCAUAGCCCAAUCUUAUCUGGCCUCCGAGUUAUGUAUCCUGUGAAGCGGACAUACUGGUUUGACAUUUAUAAGAAUAUUGAUAAAAUCCCCUCUGUCAAUUGUCCUGUUCUGGUAAUUCAUGGAACUGCAGAUGACGUAGUUGAUUGCUCCCAUGGCAAACAACUUUGGGAACGUUGUAAAGAAAAAUAUGAGCCCCUGUGGAUUAAAGGAGGAAAUCACUGCGACCUUGAGCUUUACCCCCAAUAUAUAAAGCACCUCAAGAAAUUUAUUGCUGCCAUUGAGAAGUCUCCACGUCAAAGAAGUGGACCUGGACUCAAUCCUGAUCAACUGGACAAAUCCCGAAAUAGCACAGACUUUAGAGAAAAACCCAGAGCCAGCAUGGAUCAAAGGGAAAAUCUUUUACGGAGUACUGAUCAUAGAGAAAAGCCUAGGCCAAGCAUUGACUGCAAAGAGAGGCCAAGAGCUAGCACAGAUAAGAGAGACAAAUCAAGAAAGAGUGUAGAUCGCCCUGAGAAGGCAAACAAUGGAAUGGAUCAGCACGAGAAAGCUAGAAAUAGCAUAGACCGCUUCGGGGACAUGGUGAGAUCCGUUCGAUUGUGCAACAUUCAUUGUUUCAAGCCCGCGGCAACUCAUGCAUAAAAGAUGAAAAUUUACGUAUGGAGGUCGUAUUCUUCUCAUUAAUUAUAUGAUUGGUUGAUGGGCUGUUCGGACGACAGGAAAAUGUCCCAUUGUGUUUGAUUUAUUUGCCUAAAGAAAAGAAAUAUAUGAGAGUAGUUUAACCAGGUUGAUUGCGAUCCACUAUCAACUUUUGAGUGCAUAAUCUAACCUUUUUCUUCUA